Mucor mucedo is the source of this 1876-nucleotide messenger RNA. RefSeq lists its product as uncharacterized. Gene Ontology annotation, molecular function: protein binding. The coding region runs from base 5 to 1876 and encodes 623 amino acids. The record is from RefSeq and is a predicted model, not a curated record. The transcript has a single exon. Lineage: Eukaryota; Fungi; Mucoromycota; Mucoromycetes; Mucorales; Mucoraceae.
CUAAAUGUUUAUACUAAUAUUGCCAUCUGAAAUACGCGAGGUUAUCUUUAGUUCACUAGAAGUAAAAGAUGUCCUACAGUGCCAAUUAACGUGUAAAUCCUGGAGUGGGCCCGCUACCCAAAGAAUAAUCUAUAAAAACAUUGAUGGAUUAAUGAAGAGGAAAGACAAUGUAAAACACUUUAUUGAAACCAUUAGCACUUCAUCAAGUGGGUGCGGAGAAUUUGUUAAAUUUCUGGAUGUGAGGGUAUUAUUCUCGAAAAAAUAUAUCACAGCUGAAAUGAUGGAAACCAUUGGUAAAUUUUGCCCCAAUGUGGAACGAAUAUCUGGAUAUGAUACAGAUGAUCUGUUUUGUGCCUGUAUCACGUAUGGUCGUAAUUUGGGUUACUGGAAACACAUUCAACAAUUACCUAGCGUUUCAUAUGUUUCUAAUUUUACAGCUGAAGUCUAUUACGAUUCUAUACUAGCCUGCGCCGGCUCUUUGCAGACCUUGGAGCUUAACUUGAGCAACCAUUUUGUAGGAAAUGAAUUUUGCGUCAUAAAGAAUACCAUUAUAAACAACAUACGCUUAUUCUCCAGCCUUAAACACAUUCAACUUAAAAAAAUACGUGGAGAAAUAUCGAAUUUGGAUGAUAUCGUCUCCCACUGCUCAAUAUCCGUCGACUCUAUAUCUAUUUCGCACUGCAACGAUAGACAAUCAGCAAUAUCAAGUAUAAAAAACCUUGAAGUUCUUCCAAACAACAAUAUAAAACAUCUCGAAUUAGACUUUUGCAAUUUAAAUCAAAACUCGAUACAGUACUUAAUACAGAAGUUUUCUGGGAUACAACAGCUUAAUAUAUCAUCUUCGUGGGAUGGUUUCAUAGAGCUAAACAGUACUUUCAAAAGGAAUUUCUUUCGAUAUAUGUCAAGCAUUCCAAAAUUCACAUUAUCGGGUGUAACAAAUGUUGAAGGAGAAAAAAUGUGCAUGUCACUCAUAACCUAUGUAUCCUCAUCCCUAGCAAACGCAACAAGGAAACAUAAUACCAUUAAUGCAAGCAUAUCAUAUCAUUACGACUGUUACUCUAGAUUAGAUAAUCUUGUCUCAAACCUAAGCGUCGCUCAAUCUAAAAAAACCUAUUACGAUGAACCUUCAAUUAUCGACAUUAGUUUGAAGUUUUAUAGUCACACGAGAAAUUUAAACCGAUCAAGAACAAUUAUGAACGAGUACCUUUGGAAGCAAUGUGGAUCAAAGUUAUCCCGAAUUAGUGUUUGUCCAAAUAUACAAGAAUAUGAUGACGAAUAUCCAAAGAGACCAGUACAUAGUUAUAUGAUUGAUAGAAAUGAAUUAGACAUAAUAUUAGAGAACUGCACUUCCCUAAUUGAACUCGAAAUCGGGCGUACAAAUAUAUCUUAUUCCUCCUUACAUAGCUCAGGCAAGCCUAAUAAAUCAAUAUCAACUCUCAAAUUGAGUGGUUGUUGGUUUGCUCCGUCUAUUCUUACUGGACUGUCGAUCCGACUUCCUUCACUGGCACAUCUGACAAUUGCCAAUUGUGUUUUUCUCAAUACACCUCGUCGUGACAGACUGGCUCAAAUCAACAUGCCAAAUACUUGUUUCCAAUCCAUCAAUCUGGUAUGGUCACACGAUCAUGCAGAUAUCUGGAAAAAGCAUGAUACGUUUCAUGUCAAAGUUAGUUUCGGUUUCUCUACCAUCAAAAGAGAUAUUUUUUUCUGUGGAGAUCAGACCCAGAUAAAAAAAUCUACGGCCGUGAAAUAUAGGGUUGCUAUACUGGAAUGCAUGCCGUUCGAGAUAAAUAUCAAUUGCAAGGAUAUUUCGAAUUUUUCAAUCAAGAUCGAAAAACAAAGAAAUAUUUUUUAUGAUUUGAGAGAUAUCAACUUAUAG